CAUGACAACAUCCUCUCUUGAAUGCCCCAGCUUGGUCAUUACAACCGAGUUCCGUGCCCUCUAAGGUGGCGCUUGGGAGCAACGUGACAGAUCACACUCCUGUAAAAGCUGAGGUGAUUACUGAUUCAGGUGAUUUUGUAGCUGUGGUGGAGAAUGCCAAAAGGGUAGAAACAACCAAGGAAGCUUUGCAAUAGAGAAGCCUGACCUGUGAGUCAGAGCAAAUGAGGUUGCACAUUAAUCUCAUCGACAUGACAUCAGGGCAUCUCAAGUGGUGGUUUGUUGACUAUUUAAUGUCCUCAUUUUUUAACGUGAAAUAUCUGGACUUACCAUUUGCCGAACCUUCAAGUUUUUGUGCGGUUCUUAGAGAAAUUGCAGUAGAUACACAAACCCCACAACCCUUAGACGUGCCAAAUUCAUGGUUUUCUCCAUAUCCACCAUUUCGUUAAUCGCCAUUUCUGUUGCCUCUCUACCCUGCUUAUUGUUGUGUCCUACAAUCCAAUCACUACAAUAUUGCAC
Molecule: messenger RNA, 516 nt
Organism: Linum tenue
Lineage: Eukaryota; Viridiplantae; Streptophyta; Magnoliopsida; Malpighiales; Linaceae
Source: the annotation of a GenBank genome assembly